Messenger RNA from Verticillium dahliae VdLs.17, 2577 nucleotides. RefSeq lists its product as uncharacterized. Bases 1 to 2577 code for a protein of 858 amino acids. The transcript has a single exon. Lineage: Eukaryota; Fungi; Ascomycota; Sordariomycetes; Glomerellales; Plectosphaerellaceae. The record is from RefSeq and is a predicted model, not a curated record.
AUGUCUGGACGUAGCGCUCACGUGCGCAAGAAGAUCAACACGGAGGCCACGAAGGACGGCAAGUCAGCAUCGCGGAGUCGAGCCAAGUCAGCCGCCAGCCACGACCGCGACGAUGUCACCAUUUCCGACUUUCCCAUGCCCGGGAAUUCCCUUCCUGUUGGCACCGGUGUCGGCACGACCAAUGCGCGGUUCCUGAAAUUCUCGGAGCCCGCGCGAGACAUGGACCACGGCUCGGACCUCCGCAACAUCAGCACAAUGAGCAUCAGCAGCGGCGGUAGCGGAGCCAGCGCCGAGCGCAGAGACCAGCAUGACUACGGCUAUCGGGGCCCGAGGAGGCCCAAUCUUAAGACGGAAGACGUUUCUGGCAUUGAGAAGUCGGGGUUUCGAAACAUCCUCGACAAGAAGAGCGAUGAUGUCAGGAAAGGGCUCGCCAAGACGUUCACGUUCAGGCGGAAGGACAAGGAGGAAAGGCGCAGCAGCGUAGACCAAUCUUCCGAGCAUCGGCCCAACUCGGUCGCGACGGUGCGACCACAGGCCUACAGCGGCAACAACGAACCAGAACCGCGCGUGUACGAGGGCAUCAUCGGGAGUGGUCCUUAUGCCCCCGGGCCGGUGCAACGACAGCAACAACAGCAACAACAGCAGCAGCAGCAGCAGCAGCAGCAGCAGCAGCAGCAGCAGCAGAGCCUGGCCCAGGAGCAGCCAGCCCCGUGGGAAGGCCCUACGGCGAUGGUGCCACCACCAACCAGCAAGCUGCCGCCCAUUCCACCGCCGACGAUGGCGCCAGCUAUCAGGCGCUGGAUCGGCGGCGGAAGGCCGGUACAGCGCUGGAACAAACUACGCAAGGAUCCCGAGCUGUGGGAUCCCAAUGGCGAUGUGCUCAUCUUCUUCGGACACAAAGGCCAGACGCCGCGACCGAAUCCGUCCUUCCGUCUGUCAUCGCACAUCAUUGAGGCGACAGAGUCACGUCAACUGAUUACCAUGCUGCGAGAGGGGUCUACCGAAGAGGAUAUUUACCUGCCUCCCUCGCCACUUGGCGCGCCGCCCAUGCUACGCUUCGACGGCCGGCGCGGUGGCCAAGCGACGGGAAGGGGAGGGCAUCCUACGCCACCCGUGUCGGAGGACAACAGCUUCGGCGAGGCAGACGGCCAGAUCUCAUAUGAGAUGUACUUUCCUACGCCUUCGAAUAUGAACAAGACGGAUCAACUACGCCACCACAUCACGACGCGCAAUGUCUUUGCUUUGCUUUACCAUGCGUCCAUUGUCGGCAUCACUUUAUGCCAAGCCCUGACCGACCUUCAUAUCCGACUCAAUGCCUACCUCCCUGCUGAUGCCGACAACGUCUCGACUAUCAUCAAGUACCUCACGGCACGAGGCAUCGAUGAUGUUCGCAACGACGCUGAAACGGCAGUCGGUCUUUUGGCGUGGUCAGAGGGCGCCGACGUGCGGUGGGAGGACGGGUGGAAAGAGAGCUUUCCCCACUGCGCCGGCAUGUACAACCAGCUGGAAGAGUGUGCCGACUUCAAGAGCCUCACGCCGAUUACCAGGGCGCUUCUGGAGCGGGCAUGCCUCGAAACACAGUUGCGGGUGCAGGCUGCCGAAGAACGCCUCGUGGACCUGCAGAUCCACGACAUGUGGCCAACUUCGGGCCCCCUCGCCCAGAGUCCGGCCAAGGCGGCUGCAGACAGGCUGCAAAAGUUUCUGCUUGGUCACUACACUCGCAUCUACGGAUGCUGGCCGCCGCCGCCGCAGCAGCAGGAAGAGGAGGACGACGAAGACAUGUGGCUCACCCGGGGCGUCACGCAGGCGCUGCAACGCGAUUUUGGGGCACUGUACGACUAUCUGGUCAACCGCGACAUUGUCUGGGAUGGGUCGGAGGCGCGCGCCGGACGGAAAUGGAUCAUGGUCAGCGAGUCAGGCAACCGUGGGUUCGAUGCGGAUGACGCUGAGCUGCCCAUGACGGACAUUCUUGUCGAGUUUGACAACCGCAUGCGCUUUCCGAGGAUCCCUCACCCAUACCCACUCGUACCAGAGUCGAUUCCGCCGACUGGCGGCGGUGGAGGCGGUCGAGAGGGAUCGUCGUCCAUGUUCAAGAGCUCGCGCAAGUCGACGGCGUCUACUUCGAGGGGCGGAGCACUCGAGAGGCGGGUCCAGCUGGCGUACACAGAGGCGACAAAUAUCUACAUUCUCGGCUCUGAGUUUACGCAAUCAGAUCUCAUCGAUGGCUUUGUCAAGUUUGAGAAGACAGAUGCCGUGGGUGAGGUGGAUCCUGCUGUCGCGAGACGCGGACGGUGGGUGCUCGUGUACGGAAUCCUCCAGAUUCUGGCGAGCAUUUCGGUCGAUGCGCCGGGCGUGCGUUACCGCGACGACGUGACCUACCAUCUGUCGGUGCGACUCCGCGGAGCCAAGGUGCCACCGUGGAAGGGCGCCUCCGGGUCGACGUCACAGGUUCGGAGCAUGGAGGAGGCGGCGCAUGAGCUGUCGCACUGCUGGAUCGCGCCGCGUACGUGGAAGGGCGAAGAUGACGGAGGGCCGCCGUCGAGUAGUGGGGGCAGAAAGCUAAGGAGGCUCGGAUAA